UUUCAGGAAACGUGCGGUAUCGCAUAGGAUUUGUUAUAGAGGAUAUUGUAAAAGAAUAGAGGCAAUAAGCCUGUAGGAAGAAUAUGGAAACAAGAACAGACUGGGCUUCUAAUGGACCUGUAAAGCAGACAAUGAAUAGACUUGGACAGCAAGAGGAGUCUGAUACUACAAAUAAUGUCAAAUCUUUGGAUGGCAAAGGAAAGGAAACAGGAAGUGAUCAGCCAGCUAUCGGAAAGGUCAAAUCACACGAAGAAAAAGAAGAAGAUUAUCGGUAUGGUGGAUACCAUCCAGUAUUUAUUGGGGAAGAAUUCAAUAAGAAACGUUAUGUGGUGGAACGGAAGUUGGGAUGGGGUCACUUUUCUACUGUUUGGCUCGCAUACGACCGGGUAGCGAAACGGCGGGUUGCAUUGAAGGUCGUACGUUCGGCAGAACAUUAUCGAGAAACAUCUAUUGAUGAGAUUCGCAUCCUUCAAAAAAUCUGCGAAGGCGACGAUAAGCAUCUAGGAAAGAACCAUGUAAUUGCCUUAUUGGACUAUUUUCUGCACCGUGGUCCCAAUGGUGCUCAUGUGUGUAUGGUGUUUGAAGUUUUGGGAGAAAAUUUGCUGAGCCUUAUUCAAUCGUAUGGACAUCGUGGUGUUCCGAGAGGAAUUGUUCAACAAAUCUCAUAUCAAUUGCUCAUUGCACUCGAUUAUUUGCAUCGCAAAUGCGGUAUUAUACAUACUGAUUUAAAGCCCGAAAAUGUUUUGAUUUGCAUUGAGGAUUCAGUACUUAAUGAUCUCGAUAGUCAAGCGUCGCUUCCUUCUGUCUCAAACUCGCAGAAUACUACAUCGACCGCUUCAACCGAUGGGCAUGCUUCUGGUACUCAUGGAACUCCUCAAAAGAAGUCAAAUCAAUCAUCUGCAGGUCAGGUGAUUGCUAGUGAUCCUUUUACUUCUACCCUUACUCAAUUUCCUAGUUUAGAAGGAGCUGUUUCAGAAAUCAGUCUGCGUGAUAGUUCUCUCAACAGAUCUAAUUCAAAAAACAAGCCUUCGAUUCGAGUCAAAAUAGCAGACCUCGGCAACGCCUGUUGGACCCGGAAGCAUUUUACAAAUGAUAUACAAACACGACAAUAUCGCUCUCCAGAGGUUAUACUUGGAUGCCAAUGGGGGGCUUCUGCUGAUUGCUGGAGUUUUGCUUGUAUAAUAUUUGAGCUAUUGACUGGAGAUUAUUUGUUCGACCCGCGAAGUGGAAGUUCGUAUUCCAAAGAAGAUGACCACAUAGCUCAAAUCAUUGAGCUACUUAUGACCUUCCCUAAGCAAAUGGCUUUAUCCGGAAAACAUUCCCGCGAACUGUUUAAUCGUCGUGGCGAGCUUCGUAAUAUACACAGAUUAAAGUACUGGCCAUUAAAAGAUGUCUUAGAGCAAAAAUAUCAUUUUUCCUCGUCUUUCUCUCAAGAAAUUUCUGACUUUUUAUUGCCCCUUCUUUCAUUUGACCCCGUGAAGCGUGUCAAUGCCGGAUAUAUGAGUAACUCGCCUUGGUUACAUAACGUUGCUGACCCCAAUUUUAAAAUUGAGGAUCCUGGGCAAUAUGGUGAAUAUAUACCUGGCUGGGCUAAUGAAAUCCGAAAAUAAAGAGUAACUAUCUUUGAAGUUGGUAUUCUUUGAAUAAGCAUGCAUAUAUAUAAACAUUUACGUUCGUUAAUUUUGGUGUACUAAUGGUACCAUAUCGCAAAAAAGUAUUAGCCGUGGGAAUGACAUGCUAUUUAGCUUUUCACUAGAUUUUAUUUGGAGAAACAUUUUGUUGCUUUCUGAUAUGUUGGUCUUAUGCUUUGAUGAAAUGAUAAGUCAUGCUGACAGAAAAAAAUGAUUUUAAUUUUUUGUUAUUACUUUGUUAAUUUAUUUCUUUUCAUUCUCUUGUCAUUCGAAUGAAUGGAUACAUCAUGUUUUAUGAACUAAUAUAACGAUUAGUGAUUAGGAUUUACUAGACUACAAAUAAUAUAUACCAGCCCAA
This is a messenger RNA of Schizosaccharomyces cryophilus OY26, 1989 nucleotides long. RefSeq names its product CMGC/SRPK protein kinase Dsk1. Gene Ontology annotation, biological process: regulation of mRNA processing; spliceosomal complex assembly; protein phosphorylation. Lineage: Eukaryota; Fungi; Ascomycota; Schizosaccharomycetes; Schizosaccharomycetales; Schizosaccharomycetaceae. The coding region runs from base 84 to 1610 and encodes 508 amino acids. The record is from RefSeq and is a predicted model, not a curated record. Gene Ontology annotation, molecular function: protein kinase activity; ATP binding. The transcript has a single exon.